AAUGAUAGCUAUUACCAAAUAGUUAGAGGCAACGUAGCAAUCUGAUAAAGACUAAAUCUCUUAAAACCACCGACCCCAUCGUUACACCAAACUUUGUUUUCCUUCAUACUUCAAGAAAUCUCAACAUCUCUAAAGCUUUCUUUAUAUGCACAAAUACUUCACCAAUUGUUUCCUGCAGCUUUCUCAUCUCAACACAAUGCCUUCACAUUCAAUCAUUUGGUCUCUUCUCUUACUUUCUUGUCUCAUCUUUCCCUUUAGUGUCAAUGCACAAGCACCUGCCGCUUCGCCGUCAACUUCCACCACCAAUGCUCCUCCUCCAACCACCACUGUGUCGCCGCCAAUCACCACUGCUCAGCCUCCAACCACCACUGCUCCUCCUCCAGCAACCGUUGUUCCGCCCGUUUCAGCUACUCCGCCACCAGCAGUUACUCCAACUUCAUCACCGGCUCCAAAAGUAGCACCAGUAAGCAGCCCCACAACUCCGCCUCCACAACCACCACAAAGCCCGCCCGUUUCAGCUCCACCCGUCUCACCACCACCAGUUUCACCACCACCUGCACCGGCUUCUCCUCCACCUGCACCGGCUUCACCACCACCUGCACCAACUUCUCCACCACCUGCACCAGCUUCACCGCCACCAGCACAAGCACCUACACCAAUAACACCAAUAACAAUGCCACCAGCUCCAGCACCAGCUCCUGCCAAGCACAAGAAAAAGCACAAACACAAAAGGCAUCACCAUGCUCCAGCUCCAGCACCAACUCCCCCGAGCCCUCCUUCUCCUCCGGUUCAAACAGAUUCACAGGACACGGCUCCAGCACCAUCCCCAUCUCAGAACGCGAAUGGAGGAAAUGCCUUAAAUCAGCUGCAAGGAAUGUGGCUCAAUACCGCGCUGGGAAUUCUCUUUCUGCUGGCUAUUACAGUCUAAAAAUUUCUAGCUCUUCUCAUUAUAUCACAGAUGUAUCGACUUGAGCAGCUACAAUUUUUCCACAUGUAUACCAAACACAUUGAUUCAACAAUAAUACAUUUUUUU
Messenger RNA from Eutrema salsugineum, 1033 nucleotides. Its product is annotated as lysine-rich arabinogalactan protein 19. NCBI's taxonomy places the organism in Eukaryota, Viridiplantae, Streptophyta, Magnoliopsida, Brassicales, Brassicaceae. Gene Ontology annotation, cellular component: plasma membrane. Bases 146 to 928 code for a protein of 260 amino acids. The transcript has 2 exons. The record is from RefSeq and is a predicted model, not a curated record.